Messenger RNA from Podarcis lilfordi (Lilford's wall lizard), 397 nucleotides. The record is from the annotation of a GenBank genome assembly. NCBI's taxonomy places the organism in Eukaryota, Metazoa, Chordata, Lepidosauria, Squamata, Lacertidae.
AUGCUGGUGCUCAACGUGGCCUUCGACCGUCUGCGGAGCGUGGUGCCCGCGCUGCGAGGCGAGCGGAAGCUCUCCAAGGCGGAGACCUUGCAGAUGGCCAAGAUCUACAUCUCCAUGCUGAGCGAGCUGGUGCAGGAGGUCGGCGCCGGCGCGCCGGGGAGAGAAGCGGCAAGCCAGGCUCCUACGACGCCACCCGGAAGCGACGGAAGCCGAUCGCCUCCCGCUGCCUUCCCAGGAUCACCAAACUGAUCCUGCGUAGCAGGGACCUGCUGCGGCGGAGUGGAUCCCUGCCCCACAACCCCUUGCAAAAACUGCUCUCGCAAGGAGAGGUGCUUAUGCCUAGACAAGCGCGCAGGACUUCGGCUGCAGCCUUCUCCGCCCCGUCAAAAACCCCUGA